Messenger RNA from Centruroides sculpturatus (bark scorpion), 779 nucleotides. RefSeq names its product metal regulatory transcription factor 1-like. Lineage: Eukaryota; Metazoa; Arthropoda; Arachnida; Scorpiones; Buthidae. Gene Ontology annotation, cellular component: nucleus. The record is from RefSeq and is a predicted model, not a curated record. Bases 258 to 650 code for a protein of 130 amino acids. Gene Ontology annotation, biological process: central nervous system development; regulation of transcription by RNA polymerase II. Gene Ontology annotation, molecular function: DNA-binding transcription factor activity, RNA polymerase II-specific; RNA polymerase II cis-regulatory region sequence-specific DNA binding. The transcript has 2 exons.
AAAAAAAAGACAAGUUUCAGUUUCUUGAAUCGAGUUCUUUCUGUGAAUUAUUUAUUUUUUAAAAAGUGUUCUAGUACAAGUAACUGGAAAAUAAGUUCCUGAAAACAUUCUUCCAUUUUUGUGAAAGGACUUACUUAUGGAGUUGUUUCUUUAUUUUUUAUAUAAGAUUCUGUUUAAUUUUUCUAGAAUAAUAAUAAAUUUUAUACCACUAAAAUAUUCGAUAAUUAAAAUGCCAUUUAUUAUUAAAUAUAUAAUGAAUGUUUCGUAUAUUUAGAUACAUUCAUCAUACCGUAUCUGCCGAUCAAAUACGUAUGCAGAUAAAUCCGGGAAACAAUCCUAUGCCACGAAAUCUAUCUCAUGCUACAUUAACUAUAGAAAGCAGAAAUCAGGAAACAAAUAGAAAAGAAAUAAAACGAUAUCGGUGCAAUUAUGAAGGUUGUUCGCGAUCCUACAGUACUGCUGGAAAUUUAAAAACUCAUCAGAAAACACAUACAGGCGAAUAUACUUUUAUUUGUACCCAAGAAGGAUGUGGAAAAGCAUUUUUAACAUCAUAUAGUUUAAAAAUACAUAUUAGAGUUCAUACCAAAGAAAAACCAUUUGAAUGUGAUGUAUCUGGUUGUGAGAAAGCUUUUAGUACAUUGUACAGGUAAGACUUUGUCAUUUUUAAUUAUUUAUUGAAAAUUCUUUAUUGUAUUUUUUUUAAUGUUUAGAUUUCAAAAGACGUAAAUUAUAUUUUAAUAAUAAUAACAACAACAACUUCAUACAGUAAAGUUAUGAAA